UUCUACUCGAUUAAUAGUACAUGAAUUGGGUGAGGACGGCGUAGAUAUGAUUCUCAACUGCAGCAAACAUCCAAGAUUAAAAGGAUGUUGGAAGGAAAUAGGGGCAGCCUUACCACAUAGGCCUUGGGGAGCAGUAUAUCAGAGAGGACAUACUUUGUUAGAGAGGGCAGAGACACGUAACUGGACUGAGGAUGAGAAAGCAUUUAUCUUAAGGUUUCAUGAAAAGCAUGGACCACUGUGGAAAAGCAUGGCUGAUGUCCUUGGAAAGAAUCGUUAUCAUGUUAAGGAUACAUGGCGUCGGAUACAUCGUGCGGGUCUUGUAAAGGCCCUAAAGGGUAAGUGGUCUCAGGCGGAGUAUCAGUCCUUGUUUAAUUUAGUAAAUAAGGAUUUGCGGAUGCAUGUGUAUGAGGAAAAGAAAUCAAAGCAUGGCAUGAUACGUGACAAUAUCAGUUGGAAAGCGAUUGGCAACCGUUUGGCUACUCGGACAGAUAUGUAUUGCUGUCUCAAAUGGUAUAAACAAUUAUCAUCAUCCAUGGUGCAAGAAGGUAAAUGGGCCGACACAGACGAUUAUCGAUUGCUGGACGAACUUCUUAGGCUGGAUGCUUGCUGUGUUGAAGAUGUUGACUGGGAUAAUCUUCUUGAACAUAGGUCUGGAGAUAUUACUCUGAAACGUUGGAGACGGAUGGUAAAUCACAUUGGUACCCAUGGACUGCAAUCCUUCGCAGAACAAGUAGAAGUGCUCGCUGAACGCUAUUAUCCUGAACUACUUGAAGUCAGAGAAGCUCUUGACAGCAGACCUGUAGUUGAUUGAGGUGUGGAUGUGGGAGCUGUGGGCUCGAUAGAGAGGUUUGCCAAGAAGGUCAAGCCCAGAACAAAAAGAUUACUCUACAGUCUAAAAUUGGUGCUUCUAAUUUGAUACUCAAAGUUCCAAUGUCUGAAGUAGUUAUGUACUUGGUGUGGCACUGAAAAACUGUCGAUGAACAAAAUUCAUCAACA
This is a messenger RNA of Papaver somniferum (opium poppy), 996 nucleotides long. Its product is annotated as cyclin-D-binding Myb-like transcription factor 1. The coding region runs from base 47 to 811 and encodes 254 amino acids. NCBI's taxonomy places the organism in Eukaryota, Viridiplantae, Streptophyta, Magnoliopsida, Ranunculales, Papaveraceae. The record is from RefSeq and is a predicted model, not a curated record. The transcript is spliced from 9 exons.